Molecule: messenger RNA, 1285 nt
Organism: Helianthus annuus (common sunflower)
Lineage: Eukaryota; Viridiplantae; Streptophyta; Magnoliopsida; Asterales; Asteraceae
Product: heterodimeric geranylgeranyl pyrophosphate synthase small subunit, chloroplastic
Exons: 3
Coding region: 135-1151 (338 amino acids)
Biological process (GO): isoprenoid biosynthetic process
Molecular function (GO): prenyltransferase activity
Source: RefSeq, a predicted model, not a curated record
GUCUCUUUCUUCGUUCAUUACUGAGAAGGUGUAGAAGUGGACGCACCACCGUACCACAACCGCCGGAAACACCAUUCCAUCGUCAAGUUCUCCGCCGAAAUCUGCAAAGCCAAUCAGGGUAUAGAGAAAACAAAAUGGUGAUGUUCGCAACAACCGUAACUUCAUGUUCUUAUUUACAUUUCCCAAAGAGACUUUCGGUUACUCGACAAACGAUCAAAUGUUCUUCGACCACAUCAUCAAUUUCCGCCAGUUUUGACCUUAAAACUUACUGGUCAACUCUGAGAGAAGAAAUCAACCAGAAGCUUGAUGAAGCUAUACCUGUUAAGUACCCCGCUCAGAUAUACGAAUCCAUGCGCUAUUCUGUUCUUGCCGAAGGAGCUAAACGAGCACCUCCCGUUAUGUGUGUUGCUGCCUGUGAGCUCCUUGGCGGUAACCGCCUUGCUGCCUUCCCCACUGCGUGUGCCCUUGAGAUGGUGCAUGCUGCUUCUUUAAUCCAUGAUGACUUACCAUGCAUGGACGAUGACCCAUCCCGAAGAGGUCAACCAUCAAACCACACCGUCUUUGAGAUGGACAUGGCCAUCCUAACUGCCGACGCUUUGUUCCCGCUAGGGUUCCGCCAUAUUGUUUCUCACACCCCAACUAAUCUCGUCCCAGAAACCCAACUCCUUCGUGUCAUAAACGAAAUUGCACGAGCCGUUGGUUCCACCGGCAUGGCUGCUGGUCAGUUUGUGGACCUGGAGGUCCCCGCAAACGCCAUAGACUUCAUCCACGAAAAGAAGUACGGCGAGAUGGGUGAAUGCUCUGCCGUUUGUGGAGGACUUCUAGCGGGUGCUAAUGAUGAGGAGAUCCAACGGCUCAGAACAUACGGGAGGGCGGUUGGGAUCUUGUAUCAAGUGGUUGACGAUUUGUUGGAAGCGAAAUCAUCUAAAAACAAAUUAGUAGCUGCCGAGAAACUUGUGAAUGAAAAGAAGGAGAAGAGUUAUGUAGGUGCGUAUGGCGUCGAGAAGGCGAUGGAAGUGGCGGAGGGUCUUAGAGCCGAGGCUAAAACCGCUUUGGAAGGUUUCGAGAAGUAUGGCGAGAAGGUGUUGCCGUUAUACAGUUUUGUCGAUUACGCUGCUGAUAGAAGUUUUAGCUUCGCUGAUCACGUUUGAUUAUUAAAUAUAAAUAAAUUAUAUGUUAAAGUUAUUAGAAACAAGAAUUCGAGAUUAGGAUUCUGAGAAGAACCGAUCUUCUCAUCGUUUGAUUAUGGUGCGAGGUAAUGGAAACAAAAAUUCGCAUAAUGAUU